AUGCCUAGACGACGAAUUAGUAACAAUGAAAGGUGGCAAAUCAUUGGCAUGCAUAAUACGGGAAUGUCAUGUAGGGAAAUUGGACGACAACUCAAUAUUACCCACACCGUCAUCAGUCGUCUAAUACGAAAGCACGUGGCUACUGGGAAUGUCCAAGAUCGACAACGAAGUGGAAGACCCAGAAAAACAACUGCUCGUGAUGACAGAAUGCUUUUGAGACUGGCUAGGCAGGAGCCAAGAUCGGCAAGUCAACGCCCGCACGUUGAAGCGGAGACUAAUAGCUGUUGGACUUUCUUCACGUCGUCCUAUCCGACGUCCUCUUCUCACCCAGAGACAUAUCCAGGACCGAUUGCAGCGGUGCAACACACGGCGCGGUCGGAAUAUUCGGUCAUGGAGACGUGUUCAUUGGUCUGA
Ylistrum balloti is the source of this 414-nucleotide messenger RNA. RefSeq lists its product as uncharacterized. The record is from RefSeq and is a predicted model, not a curated record. The coding region runs from base 1 to 414 and encodes 137 amino acids. The transcript has a single exon. NCBI's taxonomy places the organism in Eukaryota, Metazoa, Mollusca, Bivalvia, Pectinida, Pectinidae.